Loxodonta africana (African savanna elephant) is the source of this 2897-nucleotide messenger RNA. It is a transcript of the gene IL17RE, whose product is annotated as interleukin 17 receptor E. NCBI's taxonomy places the organism in Eukaryota, Metazoa, Chordata, Mammalia, Proboscidea, Elephantidae. The transcript is spliced from 18 exons. The coding region runs from base 312 to 2321 and encodes 669 amino acids. The record is from RefSeq and is a predicted model, not a curated record. Gene Ontology annotation, molecular function: interleukin-17 receptor activity.
GACUGCAGGGUUCUGGGCGGGGACAAUGGCGUCUCGGGCAGGCCCGCGAGCGGCCGGCACUGACGGCAGCGACUUUCAGCACCGGGAGCGCGUCGCCAUGCACUACCAGAUGAGCCUGUGAGCCAGCAGCCUGCUGUCUUACCUGCUGAUCUUGGAUUCAUCAGCCGCCUCAGCCUGUGAGCCAGGAGCUGCUGUCUGACCUGCCGAUCUUGGAUUUGUCAGCCCUUGCUGCAACAUGAGUCAGGAGAAGCCUCCGGCCUGACACCUGACCCACAGACUUGGAACUUUCCAGCCUUUACAAGCAUAAGCCCAUGGGGAGCCCCAGACUGGCAGCACUGCUCCUGCCUCCGCUUCUGCUCCUCAUCGGCCUCUCUGCCUCCGCUGCAAGGACUGGCUGCCCUUACCUGCCCCGCUGGAGCACUCACUGUCUAUUGGCCUCCCACACGGAUGACAGUUGGUCUGGAAGCUCUGCCCAUACUCUUUGCCAUACCCAGUUGGGCCUCCUUCUCUCCACAAAGCCCUGGUGUGCUCGGGUCCAGCACUGUCCUUGCUGUGUGUGCCUGCAGCUGAUAUCAGACCUUUCAGGUCUUCAGUGGGGCUGGUUCCACUUCUUGGUGCGGAAAUCCAAAAAGUCUUACAGGCUCAAGUUCUGUAGGAGGCACAAGAUGCCAACAUCUGCUCAGAGGAAGCUGCUGGGUAGCUGUUGCCUGUCCGAGAAAGAUCACAUCUCUGUCCCCUCCCCACACAUCCCUCACAAGGGGCUGCGCUCUAAAAGGACCCAACCUUCAGAUCCAGAGACAAAAGAAGGUCUCCUGAGGCUGGGCUCACAGAGACAAAGAAGGCCCGAGUUCUCCUUUGAUUUGCUGCCUGAGGCACGGGUUGUUCGAGUGGGCAUUCCUCCGGGCCCUGAGGUCAGCGUGCGUCUUUGUCACCAGUGGGCGCUUGAGUGUGAAGAGCUGAGCAGUCCCUUUGAUACUCAGGAAAUUGUGUCUGGGGGACACACUGUAGACCUGCCUUAUGAAUUCCUUCUGCCCUGUCUGUGCAUAGAGGCAUCCUACCUGCAAGAGGACACCGUGAGGCGCAAAAAAUGCCCCUUCCAGAGCUGGCCUGAAGCCUAUGGCUCGGACUUCUGGAAGUCAGUACAUUUUACUGACUACAGCCAGCACAAUCAGAUGGUCAUGGCCCUGACACUCCGCUGCCCACUGAAGCUGGAGGCCUCCCUCUGCCAGAGGCAAGGCUGGCACACCCUCUGUGAAGACCUCCCUAAUGCCACGGCUCAAGAGUCAGAGUGGUUGUAUGUGUUGGAGAACGUGGACCUGCACCCCCAGCUCUGCUUCAAGUUCUCUCUUGGCAACAGCAGCCAUGUGGAAUGCCCCCACAGGACUGCCCCAUCCUGGAAUGUGAGCAUGGACACCCAGGCCCAGCAGCUGAUCCUUCACUUCUCGUCGAGGACGCAUGCCACCUUCAGUGCUGCCUGGAGCCACCCAGGCUUGGGGCAGAACAGCUUGGUGCCCCCCGUGUACAGUGUCAGCCAGACCCAGGGCCCAAGCCCAGUGACACUAGACCUCAUCCUUCCCUUCCUGAGGCCAGGGAGCUGUGUCCUGGUGUGGCGGUCAGAUGUCCAGUUUGCCUGGAAACACUUCUUGUGUCCGGAUGUCUCCCAUAGACGCCUGGGACUCUUGAUCCUGGCACUGCUGGCCCUAACCACCCUACUGGGCAUUGUUCUGGUCCUCACCCACCGGCGCCCACUGUCAAAGCCCGCAGGUCCUGGCCGAGUGCGGCCUGUGCUGCUCCUGCACGCGGCAGACUCGGAGGCUCAGCGGCGCCUGGUGGGAGCGCUGGCUGAACUGCUGCGUGCCGCGCUGGGCCGUGGGUGCGACGUGAUCGUGGACCUGUGGGAGGGGAAGCGCGUGGCGCGUGUGGGCCCGCUGCCUUGGCUGUGGGCCGCAUGGGCGCGUGUGGUGCAGGAACGGGGCACCGUGCUGCUGCUGUGGAGCGGCGCCGGCCUCGGCCCGGCCCGUGGCCCAGAUCCCCGUGCCGCGCCCCUGCGCGCGCUGCUCGGUGUCGCCCCGCGCCCGCUGCUGCUACUCGCGUACUUCAGCCGCCUCUGCGCCGAGGGCGACAUCCCCCCGCCGCUGCGCGCCCUACCACGCUACCGCCUGCUGCGCGACCUGCGGCGCCUGCUGCAGGCGCUGGAUGCGGGGCCCUUGACCAGAGCCACGAACUGGGGCCGCUUCGGUGCCCGGCAGUGCUUGCAGGGUCGCCUGGCGCUGUGCCGCCGGCUCGAAAGUGAGGCCGCCAAGCCUGCUGACCGAGACUGAGCUUGUGGCCGCAGCGUGUAGGGGCACUGGCUGGAACCCCAGAGUGAGCCUUCUCCCCUGGAUCUUGGGGCGCCUCCAGAAGACUACGGGCCAAAAAGCCCUAUUCUCUGCCUCCCAACCUGGCGCCAAGCAUCUCACUGUCCCGGCCCAUCCCCCACGUCGACCUACCUUUGCGUCCGGCCUCCUCGGGACUCCUGGGGAGAGAGCCAUUCUACUGAGAGUGCCUCUAACCCCGGCCCUAAUGGGGGGAGGGAAUCAUCCCACUCCCCCUCUCCAAAACUCCAGACAGAGCAGUCGGCUCCCCUCCAGUCCAGGCUGGAGAGGUUCAGGCAAGUACAGGGCAGGUAGGAGCUAUAGGAGUUCUCGAUGGGGGUCUCCACAGAGGGGAAGGAGAACGCCCCCUUGGGGGCCAGGGAUCCUCCUUUCCUCCACCCCGCUGUGUCCAGAGGGGUAGGGAGGAAGGACUCUGGACCCGGAGAAAGAGGACCUGGGUAGCCAAGGAACAAAGGUGGGUCAGUGGAGACCAGGAGCAAGAAAGAUGAAUAAAGGCAAAAGUGAUAAAACUAAGAAACACAA